This is a messenger RNA of Apus apus (common swift), 3828 nucleotides long. It is a transcript of the gene UBE4A, whose product is annotated as ubiquitination factor E4A. Gene Ontology annotation, cellular component: ubiquitin ligase complex; nucleus; cytoplasm. Gene Ontology annotation, molecular function: ubiquitin-ubiquitin ligase activity. NCBI's taxonomy places the organism in Eukaryota, Metazoa, Chordata, Aves, Apodiformes, Apodidae. The transcript has 20 exons. Gene Ontology annotation, biological process: protein polyubiquitination. Bases 78 to 3305 code for a protein of 1075 amino acids. The record is from RefSeq and is a predicted model, not a curated record.
GCAGCGCGACGCGGCGACGCAGCGCUGGGCGAGACCCCCCCCCCGGCCCCUCUGCAUGGCGCGGCCCUGAGGGGACGAUGACCGACCAGGAGAACAACAACAGCAUCUCCAGCAACCCUUUCGCCGCGCUCUUCGGCUCCAUCGCUGACGCCAAGCACUUCGCCGCUGUCCAGAAGCAGCAGCAGCGGCGGCAGCUGACAGGUGAGGAGGCUUCUGUCAGCCAAGAUGACUCUGACAACAGCGUCUCAGAGAGCCUGGACGAGUGCGACUACUCGGUGGCAGAGAUCAGCCGCUCCUUCCGCUCGCAGAGGGAGCUGUGCGAGCAGCUCAACAUCAACCACAUGAUCCAGAGGAUCUUCCUCAUCACCCUGGACAACAGUGAUCCCAGCAUGAAGAGCGGGAAUGGGAUCCCAGCACGCUGCGUCUACCUGGAAGAAAUGGCCACAGACCUGGAGGACCAGGACUGGCUGGACAUGGAGAAUGUGGAGCAGGCCCUGUUUGCCCGCCUGCUGCUGCAGGAGCCGGGAAACCACCUGAUCCACAUGACCUCCUCCAGCACACAGAACCUCUCUGCCGACCGGGACGCCGGGGAGAGGCAGAUCCUGUGCUACCUCUACGCCUGCUUCCAGAGGGCAAGGGAAGAGAUAACCAAGGUGCCAGAGAACCUGCUGCCCUUCGCCAUGCGCUGCCGGAACCUGACGGUUUCCAACACUCGCACUGUCCUCCUCACCCCGGAGAUCUACAUCAACCAAAAUGUGUAUGAGCAGCUGGUGGACCUGCUGCUGGAGGCACUGAGGGGGGCACACUUCGAAGACGUGACCGAGUUCCUGGAGGAGGUGAUAGAAGCCUUAACAAUGGACGAGGAGGUGCGGACCUUCGGGGAGGUCAUGGUACCUGUGUUUGACAUCCUCUUGGGCAGAAUCAAGGACUUGGACCUUUGCCAGAUCCUGCUCUACACGUACCUCGACAUGCUGCUCUACUUCACGAAGCAGAAGGACAUUGCCAAGGUUUUUGCAGGCUACAUCCAGCCCAAAGAUCCCAGCAAUGGGCAGAUGUACCAGAAGACUUUGCUGGGUGCCAUUUUAAACAUCUCCUGCUUGUUGAAGACCCCUGGUGUUGUGGAGAACCAUGGCUAUUUCCUGACCCCGUCCCGGUCCAGCCCACAGGAGAUCAAAGUGCAGGAAUCCAACAUCCAUCAGUUCAUGGCCCAGUUCCAUGAGAAGAUCUACCAGAUGCUGAAGAACCUGCUGCAGCUGUCUCCAGAGACAAAGCACAGGAUUCUCUCCUGGCUGGGAAACUGCCUCCACGCCAAUGCAGGCCGCACCAAGAUUUGGGCCAACCAGAUGCCAGAGAUCUUCUUCCAGAUGUACGCCUCGGAUGCCUUCUUCCUCAACCUGGGAGCUGCCCUCCUCAAGCUGUGCCAGCCCUUCUGCAAACCAAAGUCUCCGAGGUUGCUGACCUUCGACCCUACGUACUGUGCCCUGAAGGAGCUGAACGAAGAGGAGAGGAGGAGCAAGAACGUCCACAUGAAAGGUCUGGAGAAGGAAACAUGCUUGAUUCCUGCUCUGAGUGAGCAAGAGCCAGAGUUUGCCAACAGCUACAACCUGGUGACAGAAAACUUGGUCCUCACACAGUACACCCUUCACUUGGGGUUCCACAGGUUGCAUGACCAGAUGGUGAAGAUCAACCAAAGCCUCCACCGCCUGCAAGUGGCAUGGCGGGAAGCUCAGCAGAGCUCCAGCCCUGCUGCCGACAGCCUCCGGGAGCAGUUUGAGCGCCUGAUGACCAUCUAUCUCUCCACCAAGACAGCACUGACAGAGCCGCAGAUGCUGCAGAACUGCCUGAACCUGCAGGUGUCCAUGGCUGUCCUGCUGGUGCAGCUGGCUGUGGGGAACCGUGGGACGGAGCUGCUCCAGCUGAGCUUCCCCCUGCCUGAGGUGGAACUCAGCGUCUUGGCCUACGUGCCAGAAUUCUUUGCCGAUAACCUGGGUGACUUCUUCAUUUUCCUGCGCCGUUUUGCUGACGACAUCUUGGAGACAUCUGCCGACUCCUUGGAGCAUGUUCUUCACUUUGUUACUGUUUUCAUGGGCGACGUGGAGAGGAUGAAAAAUCCUCACUUGCGAGCUAAGCUGGCAGAGGUGCUGGAGGCUGUGAUGCCUCACUUAGACCAGGCCCAGAACCCGCUGGUCUCGAGCGUGUUUCACCGCAAGCGCGUGUUCUGCUCGUACCAAAACGCUGCCCAGCUGGCCGAGGCGCUGAUCAAGGUCUUUGUGGACAUUGAGUUCACGGGUGACCCGCACCAGUUUGAGCAGAAGUUCAACUACCGCCGCCCCAUGUACCCCAUCCUGAGGUACAUGUGGGGCAUCGACUCCUACCGGCAGAGCAUCAAGGCUCUGGCUGAUUAUGCCUCGGAGAACCUGGAGGCUAUGAACCCUCCUCUCUUCUUGCGCUUUCUCAAUUUGCUGAUGAACGAUGCCAUUUUUCUGCUGGAUGAAGCCAUACAGUACCUCAGCAAGAUUAAAAUUCAGCAGAUCGAGAAGGACCGUGGUGAGUGGGACAGCCUGUCCCAGGAGGCUCGCCGUGAGAAGGAGUCUAGCCUGCAGAUGUUUGGCCAGCUGGCGCGCUUCCACAACAUCAUGUCCAAUGAAACCAUUGGCACUCUGGCCUUCCUGACCUCGGAAAUUAAGUCCCUGUUUGUGCACCCUUUCCUUGCUGAGCGCAUCAUCUCCAUGCUCAACUACUUCCUGCAACACCUGGUUGGGCCUAAAAUGGGAGCUCUGAAAGUCAAGGAUUUUAGUGAGUUUGACUUCAAGCCGCAGCAGCUUGUGUCUGACAUCUGCACCAUCUACCUAAACCUCGGGGAUGAAGAAAACUUCUGUGCCACGGUGCCCAAGGACGGCCGCUCCUACUCCCCCACGCUCUUUGCCCAGACUGUACGGGUUCUGAAGAAAAUCAACAAGCCUGGCAACAUGAUAGUGUCUUUCAGUAACCUGGCUGAGAGGAUCAAGUCUCUUGCAGACCGCCAGCAGCAGGAGGAAGAGACGUAUGCAGACGCCUGUGAUGAAUUCCUGGAUCCAAUCAUGAGCACCCUGAUGUCGGACCCCGUGAUCCUGCCCUCCUCCCGUGUCACCGUGGACCGCUCCACCAUCGCCCGGCACCUCCUCAGCGACCAGACGGAUCCUUUCAACCGGAGCCCCCUCACUAUGGACCAGAUCAGACCAAACACAGAGCUCAAAGAGAAGAUCCAGCGGUGGCUUGCAGAGAGGAAAAAGCAGAAGGAGGAGCUGCAGGACACACUGAACUGAACACCAAGAUCUCAUCCAUAGACCUCUACAAUCACUGGCGAGAGAAAUGCCUUGCAGGGGCAGCAGCUGAGGCUCCAGAGCAUCUUAAUUGAGACUGUGUUUAGUGCAUUGCCACCGCCUCCAGAGCCUCUCCUAGGACCUCCCCUUCCAUCCCUUCUAUAUUUUCCUUUCAAGACUUACUCUUUAAUACUAAGACUUUCCACUGCACUACAGCUUUGAGCCUCUGCCUCGGGGGAAGACCACAGCCUCCACUGAGCGACCUGGCGCCCCAGCCUGCUGUUUCUAUGUGUUCUUUUCCAGCGACACCAAAACCCUCCCUCUGUUCUGUUGCUGCGUUUAAACCCUGUAACUGUAUGUGAAGGCAAUGCCUCUGCAGCUGCUCCCUGGGUUAGAUGUAGGCACGGACUGGAGUGGGACCGUUAUUCCAACGUGUACACACCCGUUGCUUAGCAGGGUUUAUUUUCCAGAUGAUCAUUGGGGAACGGAGGGGCUGUUAGAAAUUAAAUAUAGCGAUGAUCUUGCA